CAGUGGCAGCGAGCUCUGUCGCCGCUCCGCGAAAUGUUGGCAGCGAAGUGCGAUCCAGACGUCAUUCAGCUACAACGCCGGGAUCAGCGCGUGUGGGCAAGGCGAGCAGUGGGAUCACGCUCUGUGUCUUCUCGGCGAGCUGAGGGAGGCGAAGUUGGAGCCGAGCGCUACCAGCUACAACGCCGGGAUCAGCGCGUGCGAGAAAGGCCGGCAGUGGCAGCGGGCGCUGGCUCUGCUUGAAGAGAUCAAGGGGGCGAUGCUUCAGCCUGACCCCUGGUCUGCUACAACGCUGGAGUCAGCGCGUGCGCGAGAGGUGGGCAGUGGCAGCAGGCUCUGUCGCUGCUCAGCGAGAUCGGCGAGUUGA
Messenger RNA from Prorocentrum cordatum, 364 nucleotides. Lineage: Eukaryota; Dinophyceae; Prorocentrales; Prorocentraceae. The record is from the annotation of a GenBank genome assembly.